GGGGAGCGUAGGGCUCUGCUCCCUUUCCACAACGUUGGAGAGAAAGCCAGGCCUUGAGUCUGCGCCUGCAUAUUCCUACAACUUCUCAGAGUCCUGUGGACGAUGACUGAGGAGACAAACUUGUGAAUGCGAGGGUUGGGACGAGUGAAAAAGGGACCAGACUCCGAGGAACCAAGUUGGGAGCACAAUGGGAAGUCGACUUCACCAAAGUUAAGCCAGGAAGUACGGUUAUAAAUAUCUUUUAGUAUUCAUAGACACCUUUUCUGGAUGGGUAGAGGCAUACCCAACCAAGCACGAAACAGCUCAGAUGGUAGCCAAGAAACUGCUAGAAGACGUCCUACCCAGAGGGCUCCAGAGGGCACACGAGGACCUCUGUGCCAUCUGCGAGGCUGCCAACCCCGCCGCCUCAUCAGUACAGACCGGGAGACUGGUUUUGUCAAAGGCACCGCCAGGAGACCUCCGAGCUGCGUUGGAAGGGUCCCUACGUCGUGGUGCUGACUACACCCACCGCUCGCAAGGUAGACGGCAUCGCCACCUGGGUCCAUCACACCCACGUCCGCCCAGCAGACCCCUCUGCAGCCCGGGAGGACCUCACCACACCAUGGAGCCUCGAUUACAAUCCGCACAACUCGCCCAAGCUACGGCGCGCCCAACCCGCCUGGCGUUGGUAACUCUGUUGACUCUGUUCGCUGCCACCCACGCUGCCGGGAGUCCCCACGCCCCGUACAAUCUUACCUGGCAGAUCGUGGAGCCCAGCUCCGGAGCUGUCCUCAGUCAGACCUCCCGGUCGCAGCCUGGAGACGCUUGGUUCCCGGAGCUCCGGGUGGACCUGCUGGCCCUCAUCCCCGUCCAGUACGACCCUGCGUUCGCCCGGAGCCGUCACUUCUACGUUUGCCCCGGGCACGCGCGGGCCCCGGGGGGAGGCGCCCAGGACCCAUGCGGAGGAGCGGAGAGCUACUUCUGCGCCUCCUGGUCGUGUGUCUCGACUGGGCACAUCUGGUGGACUCCCCCGAAAACCGGUGAUCUGAUCGCCGUAGAGCGGCCGGCCGCCCCGCCUUGCGGCCUUGAGGGUCCCUGUAACCCCGUGAGCAUAUCUUUCACGGCCCAGGGGAAGGAGGCUGCAGGAUGGGACACUGGCAAAACUUGGGGAAUUCGUUUCUAUGAUAAGACCAGGUUCGGGUACCGAGAUCACGGAGGGCUGUUCACUGUCAGGCUACUGAGAACCUCCCUCUCAGACCCGGUGGCAGGGGUAGGGCCUGACCAAGUGCUGGGCCCCCGACCUGCCCCUACCCGGGCGUCCCCGCCCAGGAGCACCCCGCCCCCGGCCUCACUGCCCUCUGCCCUCCCUGCCCCGCACCUCAACAUCUGACACGGACCCCCUAGGGAGCAUGGUCCUGGGAGCAUACCAUGAUUUGAACACUUCCCGACCCGACCUGACCGAGUCCUGUUGGCUCUGUCUAGAUGUCCGGCCACCAUAUUACGAAGGUAUUGCUCUUAGGGGCAAUUAUACAACGGCCUCCAAUUCCAGCUCCUGCCGAUGGCAGCAGGCCACUGCACGACUAACCUCCCGGCGGUAAUAGGGCAAGGUACUUGCAUAGGCAGCGUAUCCCUAUGAGCAAUCACAUCUCUGUAAUGAAACUCUAUCAAUCCCUAGUGGGACCGCUUAUCUGCUCUCCCUCUCCUCCGAAAAAUGCAUGGUGGGCCUGUUCCAGCGGCCUCACUCCCCGCGUCCACUCCCAAAUCCUCAACUCCUCAAAAGAAGGCUUUUGCAUACUCGGCCAGCUAAUCCCCAAGAUAGUAUAGUAUAGUACCAUUCGGGGGAGGAAAUACUUAGCAGAUUAGGUUCUGCUAAACCCCCAAAGUAGGAGAGAACCUGUUACAGCCCUAACUCUGGCUGCGCUCUUAGGGCUGGGACUAGCAGGGGCAGGAACAGGAUAUCCUCGCUUGUCAUACAAGGCGAGAACUAUGGAAUCCUAAGAGCAGCCACUGACCUAGACAUAGAAGGAAUUGAGAAAUCCAUUACCCAUCUGCAAGAAUCCCUUCCUUCCUUCUCCGAAGUAGUGCUCCAGAACAGACGAGGAUCAGACUUCCUGUUCAUGCACCAAGGAGGCCUGUGCACAGCCCCAGGGAGGAGUGCUGUUUUCAUGUGGACCAUUCGGAGUUGUUAAGGAAUCCACGGCCCUCAUAAGAGAGGGAGCAGCCUCAGUGUUGGUAUGAAUCUUUAUUUAACUGGUCCCCGUGGUUAACCACUCUUAUUUCCGCCCUCCCGGACCCCUCAUAAUCCUACUAAUGCUGUUGUCCUUUGGCCCUUGAAUUAUCGACAGGCUAGUCCAUUUUGACAAAGAGCGCAUAGGGGCAGUUCAGAUGAUGGUUCUGUACUCCCAGUAUAGGCCUCUGGGAGCGGAAGGGGAGGUAGAAAUGCAGUCCGUCCCAUGAUUGGGCCCGUAAGUUUCAAGACAAGGGGGGGAAUGAAAGGGCAGAGCAGGACUGACUCCAUUUUGUAUUGUGUUCUCCAUCUUGUGUAACUAUGUCCCCGACAUGACCCCUUUCCAAGAAAAACCACAGAAUGUGUCAGUUACCCAACCCACCCUUAAAUCGGCCAACAGGAAUGCAAGGGGAAAUAACCAAAGUCCAAAGUAUGCUAACCGCGUCCUGUCACCUGCGUAACUGGACCCUAGCCCUCACCCAACCAAUCGGAAUCAGCCAAGUCAUGGCCCUAGCAUCACCCCACCACCCGACGCCAAGCCCUAUAAAAUUUCUGUCCUUCGGGAUCUCGGGCUCUUUGCAUCCUGCCGCUGCGUCGGUAGAGGCGGAGAGACCGGGCUCAAGCUUGAAUAAAGGCUCUUUGUUUUUGCAUCGGACUCAGCUCCCUGGUGAUCUUUGGGAUCUUGAAAUCUGGGCAUAACAGCUGGACCUUGAGUCUGCCUGCAUAUUCCUACAACUUCUCAGAGUCCUGUGGACAAUGACUAAGGAGACAAACCAUGCAGGAAACGGCGAUUUUCAACCGAUGUGCUGCAAGAAAUUGAAAACUUGCAGUAUCUGCUGAUUUACUUGGGCACUGACCUCUUUUCCUUGGAUUGUCAAAUUUAAAAUUGACAGCCAACACAGUAACUGGUGUGAAUCAAUUAAAAUUCUACCUUUGGCCUGGCCUGGAUCAGUGGUUGAGCAUUGACCUAUGAACCAGGAGGUCAGGGCACAUGGCCGAUUGGGGGGAGUGCAGGAGGCAGCCCAUCCAUAAUUCUAUCUUGAUGUUUUAAUGGGCCAUGUGGCCAAUGAAAUUUAUGUCAUUAUAUAAUUGAUGUUUCUAUUUCUUCUCUGAAAUCAAUAAAAACUUGUAUUGAAAAAUUCUACCUGUUUUGGCAGGUCAGGGAAAUACGUUUUUUUGUGUGCUGCAGUUUUAGUAAUUCAUUUGUGUGCAGCAUGAAGUG
Molecule: messenger RNA, 3428 nt
Organism: Pipistrellus kuhlii (Kuhl's pipistrelle)
Lineage: Eukaryota; Metazoa; Chordata; Mammalia; Chiroptera; Vespertilionidae
Product: MLV-related proviral Env polyprotein-like
Exons: 2
Coding region: 308-1369 (353 amino acids)
Source: RefSeq, a predicted model, not a curated record